UUCGCGGACAGGUGUCGCAGUGUUGCGUUGGUGUUGUGCAUUCUGGGUAAAAUGAUGAAGCUCUGCUGGGCUCUGUUGCUCGCCAGCGUCCUGUUGGAUCAACCCUCGGAAGGACUAUCGGCUCGAACCCGCCGGGAUCUGGUGGAGAAGGCGACGGGUGUACUGCUGCAGGGAGCGGCCAAAAUUAAGGAAGCACUCGACCACGGUGUCAGCGCCAAGUCGGAAGGGAAACGCUCGAUCGAUAUUUUUGGCUUCAAGUUCGGCUCGGACCGCAGUGUCGGUGGUGGCUUUGGAGAUGCAGCCAAUCCGGGUGCUUCCGAGAAUACGGACGACCUGGUACGGCGCCGACGCUCGCUGGACGUGCUGAAUGCUGCGGCACAGCCCGCGAGCCUGCUGCCUCAGUCACCGUUCGGGACGAACGUCAACAUUGUUAAGAUAAGCUCCGUCAAGAAUGUGAACAACUUCGGGGAACUGCCGGAACCGGCCGAACCGGCGACCACGGCGGCACCGGCCGCCGCAAGACGCAAACGUUCGCCGGAUCUGCUGCAGGUGGCCAAUUACGAGAAAAAAUCUCUCAAGCUUGACAGCGAGCUGUCUGGCGGGAACAUGCUGAAGACGCACGAGGCGCUCGAGUCGGUCCGCGGUUCGAGCCGGGCGUUGGUUCGGGAGAUGAAGCGCAACAAACGGGAACCACAGUCCACGGGCACGACCGGGGAGGCGGGUGAUGAGAAUUCCACUGGAGGACCGCCACCGAAGGGUGGUUGUCCACCGAGGGGACCACCGCGGGGACCACCCGGAAGAGGUCCACCGCCCGGUGGAUGUCGCGGAGGUCCACCACCGGAAGAUGGCGACGACGACAUGACCACGGUGGCAACGACGGCGGCCGGCGCACGGCGUAGGCGUGAAAUCCCCGGAAUCGUGCCAAGUGUCGAGGAACGUGCCAAACGGUCACCGUGCCGCGGAGGAGGCGGCCGACGGCGGACGACUACGACCGAGGCGGGCGAACUGACGCGAAGGAAGCGAGACGAUCACGACAGCCCGUUGCACUAUGACGAUUACGGCGCCAGUAGUGACUAUAGUGACGACACUGAAGAAAAGGAGACGGCCGGGCGAAGCAAACGUUCCGCCGUGACACCCGGAGAUGGCUCGGGAAGCGGCGGAUUACACCGGAACCGAAGACAGGCCCUCGGUGGCGACGCGGGCGCGAAGGUUGGCAGCUGGUUUGAGCAGCUGGCCGGGGUGUUUAUGGAAACGGUCUCGAAAGUAGUGGCCGUUACGAAGGGUGCCUUUGGAAAGGGCGGCCAGCAGUAGUAGCGGUGGUGGUGAUGUCGAUUUUUAGGGACACAUCUGCGAGCGAACGUUCUACUCUCUGCAAACCGUGAACACGACAAUAAAGUGCAAUCACAAUA
Anopheles cruzii is the source of this 1409-nucleotide messenger RNA. RefSeq lists its product as uncharacterized. The record is from RefSeq and is a predicted model, not a curated record. Bases 52 to 1311 code for a protein of 419 amino acids. NCBI's taxonomy places the organism in Eukaryota, Metazoa, Arthropoda, Insecta, Diptera, Culicidae. The transcript is spliced from 3 exons.